CAGUCCAAAUAUUCUCUUAUUAAAUAUUUCGGGGGCCAGUACUUGAAGAAAGACGUGAUUUUCUCAAAUCUGUGAACAGGACACUUUUUUAAAAUGUCAAAAUAAACCAUCUGCUUGUACAACUGUUUCUAAUUACUUCGCUGCCUAGACUCUCCACUGGAGGAGUUUGGCACCCGCACCCCGCCCAGAGCAGAUCCACUGCCCAAGUCUUCGCAGGCAAUUGAGCUUCCAGGAGGAGCUCAGAACCUGUGAGCUCCGGUAUCCCAAGUCCUUCUGCCUGGACAUCUGCUGGUGACACUUCUUCCUCUUGCCGCCUGGGGUGGAAGCCCCACCUAGCAGCAGUGCAGCUGGUCUGCCCUCCCGCCUGCAGAGCUCAGCAUGCAUCCCCCAGGCUUCAGGAACUUCUUGUUGCUGGCAUCCUCCCUUCUCUUCAUUGGGCUGUCAGCUGCUCCUCAAAGCUUCUCACCAUCUCUGAGAAGCCUGUCAGGCGCCCCCUGCAGGCUGUCCCGGGCAGAGUCCGAGCGCAGAUGUCGUGCACCUGGGCAGGCCCCAGGGAGCGCUCUGUGCCAUGGCCGUGGCUGGUGCGAGUGUGGGGUCUGCAUCUGUCACGUGACCGAACCUGGCACCUACUUCGGUCCACUGUGUGAGUGCCAUGAGUGGGUGUGCGAGACCUACGACGGGAAAGCCUGUGCAGGCCAUGGUACUUGUGACUGCGGCAAAUGCAAGUGUGAUGUGGGAUGGUCUGGGGAAGCUUGCCAGUACCCAACCAAGUGUGAACUUUCCAAAAAAAUCAGCAACCAGAUGUGCAGGAACUCUCAAGAUGUCAUCUGCUCCAAUGCAGGAACAUGUCACUGUGGCAGGUGUAAGUGUGAUAAUUCAGAUGGACAUGGACUCAUUUAUGGUAAAUUUUGUGAGUGUGAUGAUAGAGAAUGCAUAGAUGAUGAAACAGAAGAAGUAUGUGGAGGCCAUGGGAAGUGUUACUGUGGAAACUGUUACUGCGAGGCUGGUUGGCAUGGAGAUAAAUGCGAGUUCCAGUGUGACAUCACCCCCUGGGAAAGCAAGCGAAGAUGCACAUCUCCAGAUGGCAAAGUCUGUAGCAACAGAGGAACAUGUGUAUGUGGUGAAUGUUCUUGCCAUGAUGUUGAUCCGACUGGGGACUGGGGAGACAUUCAUGGGGACACGUGCGAGUGUGAUGAAAGGGACUGCAGAGCUGUUUAUGAUCGAUACUCUGAUGAUUUCUGUUCAGGUCACGGGCAGUGUAACUGUGGAAGAUGUGACUGCAGAGCAGGCUGGUAUGGGAAGAAAUGUGAGCACCCAAGGAACUGCCCAUUGUCAGCUGAGGAGAGUGCCAAGAAGUGCCAGGGUCGUUCUAAUCUUCCUUGCUCUGGAAGGGGCAGAUGCGAAUGUGGCAGAUGCACUUGUUAUCCUCCCGGGGACAGCAGAGUCUAUGGCAAGACCUGUGAGUGCGAUGACCGGCACUGCGAAGACCUGGAUGGUGUGGUCUGCGGAGGACAUGGCAUGUGCUCCUGUGGUCAUUGUGUUUGUGAGAAAGGAUGGUUUGGUAAGCUCUGCCAACACCUGCGGAAGUGUAAUAUGACAGAAGAACAAAGCAGGAGUCUGUGUGAGUCAGCAGAUGGCACAUUGUGCUCAGGGAAGGGUUCUUGUCAUUGUGGAAAGUGCAUUUGUUCUGGAGAAGAGUGGUAUAUUUCAGGGGAGUUUUGUGACUGUGAUGACAGAGACUGUGACAAACACGAUGGUCUUAUUUGCACAGGGAAUGGAAUCUGUAGCUGUGGAAACUGUGAAUGCUGGGAUGGAUGGAAUGGAAAUGCAUGUGAAAUCUGGCUUGGUACCGAAUAUCCUUAAUGAUCCCUUAGGAGACAACUGGAUUUUUAUUUCUAGGCCAUUUUAGAAAUUCAGAGGAAAGCAUGUUACACAGCACUAGGACAGACUUUUGUGUGUUUUUCUACUUCUGACUGCCCAAGUGAAGCAUGGGUCUUCAAUACAAAUGACUUUAGCAAACUAAUGUAAGUUAUACCAUAAAGAAUUGUUCUCCCAUAAUUAACAUCAGUGUUUCACAACUGAAGAGGACAAUUUUGCAACCCCCAAGACAUUUGGCAAUGUUUACAGAGAAUUUGGUUAUCAGACUUGGUAGGCAGGAGUAUUUGUGUUAUGGGAAUAUUAGAGGUAGUAGCCACAGACAAUGCUGAACACCUUAUAGAACAUAGAAAGGCCCUUACAACAAAGUGUUUUCUGACAUCCAAUGUUUACCAUGAUGUAGUAGAAAAAUGCUAAAUCACAUUGUGUUUAGUACUCCGCAUCCCAACACCAGAAACACUGUAUCAGAAUAUAAGGAUAAUAUUUAUUCUCACACAAACCAACCAGUCAGAUUUUUCCAGGAUUCCAUAUGACUUUGAAUUUGUAUAUGGGAUGAUAAUGACAGACACAUACAAGGUGUGAUGAUGGGCUGGGUGCUUCCCAGAUCACAAGGGCUUUAAACUCACAAAAAUCUCUUACAGGAAGAAAUGAAAAAUGCACAAUUUGACAUUUUAAUAAAUAAUGACAUAAGUUGUUUAUAUUCUGUGUCAAUAUCUAUUUACUCACAGAAAACAAACACGACAGAAAAGAAUAAAUUGUAAUAACCACUUUAGAUCCCAAGAACUAGCAGAUUUUGUUUUUAAGACUAAGCAGGGGUUACAUGUACAAGAAAUCAGAUUUUUCAUAUUUAAAUUACUUCAUUAAUUUACCCUCUGAAGAAGACAGUGUCUAGUUAGAAACAUGAGGAUCUUCAUACUGCAUUCAUUUCCCUUAAAUGGCUCUCUUCUUUUCAAAGAAAUGGUGGGGUCAACAAGGAUGACAUCAAUUUUACAAGUUCAGAAGUGGACCCCAAAAUUCUAGAAAUGGUUUAAAUCAAAAUUACAAAUAUUCACUCAAUAAUACGAACAAAAUGUUUAUUUUCUUGGUGAAAUUUUGCUCUGUAUGAAAUUCACAUUGAAUUAUGAAAAUGUACAAUAUUUGGGGUUCUCUUGCAUAUAUACAGUUAGAUCUACUUAUACACAUAGUUGAUUUAACCAUUAUUUAGAGCUAAAAAAAUACCUUUUCCCUAAAUGUGAAUUAUUUGUAAAAUCCAAAAUAACAUAGCAAAAUCAUUUCUGUUUUGUUUUAAGAUGAAAUUUUUACUUGCAAAUUUUAUAUUAAUAAUGUAAAUAUUUUAGAAUCAUGGCUUGGACUUUAUCAGUCAAGUCUCCAAAUGUAAAGAAAACACACCUCCACUGUGUUACUUAAAAACUAAAUACUGAGAAGUAUUUGAAGGAUCAGUUUUACUGGUGCUGGUUUUAUAAUAACAAGGUUCUCAGAAUUAACAUAUUUAUAAAAUUGUUGCCUUUAUCCUGAGAUUAGGGGACCCAGCCAUACUGGUUGUAUAUCUAUUACUUACUGAACUGGUAAUCAAUGUCACUUUUGUAACAUGAGGGAAAUACAAGGAGUUAAGGUAUAGUAUGGAUGAGUGCAUUCUGUUUUUCUCUAUAUUUUCUAUCUCUCUAAAUACAUUUUAAACCCGAAAAAAAAAAAAAACCAAUUAUAACAAUUCAAUCCCAGUUGUGAUGAUGUGUUUGGUGACUUCCAAGCAUUAAGAGUCACUGACCUUCCCAUCAUGGUACAAUGGCCUUCAGCUUUUCUUAUUAUAGGACUCAGCCUUCUUUAUAGAAGAUCUGGACAAUGCCUAUUAGAGAAACCACUGAGGGAUCAUCCUUUUUCACUGUCUAAUAUUUUAAAAUUGUAACAAAUAAAAUCUAUCUUGAAUUCUCAGGCCAUACAUAAACAGACUGUGGGUUGGCUUUAAUUAUAGCUAUGUAUGGUAGUUUACCAGCCUUUGUUUCCCUGGAAUUACUUUCAGUUACUUAUGGCCCUUUUCAUUAAGCACAUCUUUCUUAUUAUUAUAAUUUCCUCUCUAGUUUUUAUCAUUUCUAUAAAUAGCAUCUAUUGUAAAAGUAUAUGUUACUUUUCUUAUGUCUUAUAAGAAAAAGUGUUGAAAUAUCCUGACCAUUUAAGUGUUCUCAGAAUAGAGUUUAGACAUUGGAGAAGUGAUAUUUCCAUGAAGAUCAAAGUGUGCUAUGUCCUGAAUUUGGGACAACAUGAAAAUAAGUUGUAGGUCACCAUGAUAUGGGGUACAUUGUUACAGACUAUAGAAUAAAGCUAUAGUAUUUGCCUCAUAGUAA
Mastomys coucha (southern multimammate mouse) is the source of this 4214-nucleotide messenger RNA. It is a transcript of the gene Itgbl1, whose product is annotated as integrin subunit beta like 1. The transcript has 11 exons. The coding region runs from base 379 to 1863 and encodes 494 amino acids. The record is from RefSeq and is a predicted model, not a curated record. NCBI's taxonomy places the organism in Eukaryota, Metazoa, Chordata, Mammalia, Rodentia, Muridae. Gene Ontology annotation, molecular function: integrin binding. Gene Ontology annotation, cellular component: focal adhesion; integrin complex; cell surface. Gene Ontology annotation, biological process: cell-matrix adhesion; cell migration; integrin-mediated signaling pathway.